Molecule: messenger RNA, 3761 nt
Organism: Mytilus trossulus (common blue mussel)
Lineage: Eukaryota; Metazoa; Mollusca; Bivalvia; Mytilida; Mytilidae
Product: 4'-phosphopantetheine phosphatase-like
Exons: 17
Coding region: 82-2391 (769 amino acids)
Biological process (GO): coenzyme A biosynthetic process
Cellular component (GO): cytosol; nucleus
Molecular function (GO): ATP binding; pantothenate kinase activity
Source: RefSeq, a predicted model, not a curated record
UUGAUCUGACUUCCGGUGUAAACAAACAGUUCUUUAAAAAAUAUGUAGUCUGUGUUUACAUAUAUUGUAUGGUGUACAAGGAUGAGUUCUGCAGAUAAGAGAUAUGCUACCAGCAUCGACCUUCCAACAGAGGAUGUGUUCAGAAAUUUACAGAAUGCCUGUCACUUUGCUGUUGAUAUUGGUGGAUCCCUGGUAAAGGUUGCAUACUGCUCAAAGCUACACAGGAAGACGUCACACAUCCGUGAUCAUAAGGAAGACAAUAAUAGUAUUUAUCAAAUUUUGGAAGAAGAUGGCUACACAAGAAGAUUACAUUUUAUCAAAUUUGAGACCAAAUAUUUACAUCAAUGUUUGGAUUUUAUUCGAGGACAUCUUAUGCAGUCAAAAGAAUUUAUGUUGGAGAAGAAAAACAUUAAAGCUACAGGGGGAGGGGCACAUAAGUACAAAGACCAAAUUAUAAAGACACUUGGUGUUCAGUUGGACAAGGAAGAUGAAAUGGAAUGCUUGAUUAAUGGAAGUAACUUUCUGUUGAAGAAUAUUCCAGAUGAGGCCUUCAUAUACCAAAGACAUGGCCAGUCAGAGUACCAAUUUCAAGGAAUACAUCAUGAUAUUUUCCCCUACCUUCUUGUCAACAUAGGAUCUGGUGUCAGUUUUGUAAAGGUAGAAUCAGAAACAAAAUAUGAAAGAAUUGGAGGGACAUCUACUGGAGGGGGGACAUUCUGGGGACUUGGAUCUCUUCUUACAAAAGCUAAGACAUUUGAUGAUUUGUUAGAAUUGGCUGAGAAAGGAGACCACAAGAAGGUUGAUAUGUUAGUUAGAGAUAUCUAUGGAGGAGAAUAUUCUACCAUAGGGUUGACAGGGGAUAUAAUAGCCAGUAGCUUUGGCAAAGCUGCUAGAACUGAUAAAGAAAAUGUGCCUUGUUAUAAAGAUGAAGAUGUAGCCAGAAGUUUAUUGUUGUCCAUUAGUAAUGAUAUAGGACAGUUAGCUUCCCUGUACUGUAGACUUCAUCAGUUAAAGAAGAUUUACUUUGGUGGUUACUUCAUCAGGGGACAUCCCCUUACUAUGCAUACCAUUAGUUUUGCUAUUAACUUUUGGUCAAAGGGUGAGAUUCAAGCAUUGUUUAUGAGACAUGAAGGAUACCUUGGUGCUAUAGGAGCGUUUCUGAAGGGAGCAGAAGAAGAAGAUACAGAAAGAUAUACAUGGGGAGAGAACUUUGCAGGAUGUUCUGGUUUAUCUAGUUCGAAUCCAUUGUUAGACAGUAGAGAAAGAAGUUCAACGUUUGAUAUGUUAGAACUUGACAAAUUAGAAAAGAUGUUACAACCCUGCUCACUAUUACUGGAUCCCAACAGUUACCUCCCAGACACAGUUGAUCUGACAACAGAUACAGCAGCCAGGGAAUACUGGAUAGAUUGUUUCUCUAACAGUGUUGAUAAGACCAGAGAUCAAGCAUUGGCAAGUCAAACUGGCCCUGAUGUCAAAGAGAGAGCAGAAACCUUUAAACAGAAAUACUUACAAAGAUUACAAGAGCUUAAUGAUAAUCCUUGUGCCUAUGGAUCCCUUACUGUGAGAAGUUUACUGGACACCAGCAGUCAUUGUUUAUCAGAUUGUCUAUUUACUGAUCCAUAUUCUCAGUUAAAACAUACAGAGAAUGAACAAGCAUUGAAGUGCCUUCCUCAGUUACUACUUAAGUUAGAUGGAUUAUCAUUGGAGGAGCUUCAGUUGUCUCUCGCUAAAGGUCUGCUGGCAGGCAAUGUGUUUGACUGGGGAGCUAGGGAGGUUGUAGAUAUGAUGGAAAAUCAAGAUUUUGGCUUUGUAGAGGCUCAGGACAAAUUACAAGAGCGACCAUGGUUGUGUGAUAAUUAUGAAGAAUGGAAUCAAAGACUACAAGAUAAACCACAUAAAUGUGCUGUGAUAUUUGUAGACAAUAGUGGGGCUGAUAUUAUAUUAGGAGUAUUUCCAUUUGUGAGGGGGCUGCUCAGGAGAGGGACAAAGGUUAUAUUAUGUGCCAAUUCUCGACCUGCAUUGAAUGAUGUGAUAUAUAGCGAACUUCUAAUACUUGUAAAGAGAGUAGCAGAAAUUUCUCCAGACAUACAGUCAGCUUAUGAUAAUGGUACUCUAAUGGUAAUGGACUCUGGGCAAGGAUCACCCUGUCUUGAUUUAAGAUUGAUUAAUUUUGAACUUGUGGAAUUAAUGAAGAAACAAGAGGCUGACCUCAUUGUGAUAGAAGGAAUGGGUAGAGCCAUUCAUACAAACUUUGAUGCUGCAUUCAGUUGUGAAUCUUUGAAAGUUGCUGUGAUAAAAAAUCGUUGGUUGGCAAAUAGACUUGGAGGAGAUAUGUUUAGUGUUGUUUUUAAAUAUCAGAAACCACAAAAAAUAAUUGCUGCUAAAUCAUAGCAAAUCUCAUUAAGUAAUACAAAUGAGAGAUGUGCAUUCUUUUAAUUUUGUUUAUCCAAAUUUUCUGGGUCAUCUCAAUUCAAUCUCUUUUCUCACUUUAGCCGUCAAGGCUAAAGUGAGAAAAUCAAUCUGGUUGACCAAUGAUAAUCUAUAAGUACAAAAUUUUCACUGAUACAUUUCUAAUGUGCUGUGAACAUAAACUGGUUUUAUUUCAUGCAUCAAUGGUCAACUGCCCAAAGAAAUUAUUGUCAUGCAUACCUUAGCUGAACAUGUGAAUUGGUUCAAACUGUAACCAUUAGAAUUUAGCUUUUGUGGUUAUUGUGUUGCCCUUUUAAAUUUGUUAAUCAUUGGCACAGAAAUGGAAUACCAAAGAUAGAAAUGAUCUCCCGCUACCUCUGAACUUUAUGUUGAACAUAAUGAACCGUCUGAUGUCUUUCAGUGAAUUUUAGUUACUAAAUUGCUCAUUAAUUUUCUGACUAUGUUAAUUUUGGACAAAUCAAUCUGUGAUUUCUUCUUUUGGUCCACCAAUGGUGGUUUACAUGUGAUUUCUCUGGUUUCUAAGAUGGUACAGAAUUCUGAAUUAAAGACCACAUUUUAUAUCUAAUAACAUAACUGAACAGGCACUUUGUUAUACAAUUCAAUACAGAACUCAAUACACAAUUCUUGGCCUCAAUACUAUGUAAAAUUAUGGAUACACAGAAUUGCUAUAAUUAUUUAUUUAUCUAUAGAUAUAUGAUAAAACAACACCUACUAAUCUGUGAAUUAUAUGUGAAAGAUGAAUGAUUAAACAUGUAUGAUAUCAUUUUUUUUAAGAAAGCACUGAAAAUUAAACUGUAUAAUAAUUGCAAGCAGUCUAUUUUAUUUGUAUAAUCAGUAACAUAAUCAUCUGAUAUUAGUCAAUUAUUUAGCUUAAUUUAAGGUACAAUUAUCAGUGAUUUGCUUGUAUUAAUAAACAAAAAUGCAUUACUCUAGGCUGAGCAUUUUCUGUCAUACAAUUUGUUUGUUUCCUGUUGUUACAUUUCUAUUUAAUAGUAUGAGGUAUUUGUAAAUGUUUAUUUGAAUUUACACUCCUAUAAAUGGUAAUAAAAAAUAUAUUUUUGUUGUUAGAAAGUAGAUUUUCAAUAUAAAUAAGGAGAUGUCCUAUGCUUGUCAAUAAGACCCACAAGUUCAAAUGAAGUAUAUGAGAUAAGAUAAGAUAAAUUUAUUUUAUUAAAGUGUCACAUAUUGAUCUUACACAAUAGUAAAAUAUUUACACAAGUACAAUCACAUAAAAAAAGAUCAACACCCAAUGACCCAGUCUAAAAAGACUUAUGAGACACUGUUAUAUACAUAUAAAACAGCUCAAUCACACAAUGUAAAAAAAAGAAAUA